UUAAACCCUAAGUUAUUGUUGUCGAUUCCUUUUUAUUUCCCCGACUCCUCUUCCUCCGCCGAAUCCUCUCCUCUCUUCCUUCGUGAUUCCAUCUUCUCCUAUGUUUUAGCCGACGUUGCCAUCCCGACACCAUCGCCGAUUUUCCGUUCCCUCUCAAGCCGCACCCGACGACUCCUUCUCCCUCAAGCCACAGCCGCCGGCUCUCUUCCUCCCUCACGCGAGCACCAGAGACGUGCCACGGUACCCGAUCGCACGGCGUUGCUCAGGCCGCCGCUCGCCGGAGCCUUCUAAUCCCUCGACCUCUCAUCGACAGCUUCGCCAGGUACACCUCUUCUCAGACCCCUGCUUCGCAUAGCCUGAUCUUCAGCGAAAGGGUGGGAAAGCCGAGCCCUAGCAUUGAUUUUCUCUCACGAUCGAUCCACCGUCGACAACCAAAUCCGAGUGCCUUCUCCACCCCUGGCCUCUUCCUGAUCACGUUGACGGGGUGUCGACAUCGGCAGAUUUGCUUCCCUCUUGCUGCUCCAUCGCAAACGGGGUCCCGAUUAGGUGCCACCACCGAAGGGCCACCAUCCAAGGAAUAUUGAUAUUGAAGAUGGUGUUCUCACAGAAGCCUGUGAGUGAUAUUUGUUGCUUCAGCAGGCUAUCUUACAACAUCAACUCCAACUAUGUUUAUGGUUCACGAGUUGACUCACGGAUGAAACUUUUGGCAGUUCACAUAGAGUGCCCAACAAAGCUCUAUCUUUACCAUGAUUCACAGAUUGAUAGAUCUCCUCCACUUCAAAUUUCACAUAUUAGUCCACAACUGAAUGGUGGUCCCAUAGAUAUAAUUGAGGGAAGCAUCAAAACUUUCUGUGGUUCUCGAAAGUCGAUGACCACUGAAUUCGCUAAACCAAUGUGGUUAUCAACUUCAAACAUAAAUGGUUCAAUGUUUGAUGGGUACUUUGUGGACUGUGAUGAGCUGUCCAACAAUGACAUCCUGCGCAAUUUCUGCAAAAAAGGGAAAAUCAUGGAAGCUUGCAGUUUGAUUGAUGUUAUGGCGCGAUUGAAUCAGGUGCCAGAUUUCCCAUCUUGUGCAAACUUGAUCCGUGGUUUGGUCAAUAAUGAUAGAAUUGAAAAGGCCACUCGUGUUCUUAAUAUCAUGAUUUUUUCUGGUGGGGUUCCAGACAUUAUUACAUACAACAAAUUGAUAGGUGGUCUUUGCAGGAGAGGGCAGCUAAAUGCUGCUAUUAAACUUGUUGAAGAAAUGAGUUUUUGUGGUUGCGAUCCUGAUGUGAUAACAUUUAACAUUUUGUUUAGAUCCAUGUUUUCCAUCGGUAAGUAUGACGAGGCAAUCUGGUUUUGGAAGGAUCAGCUGAGAAAAGGUUAUCCUCCAUAUCUUGUUUCUUACACUAUUCUUCUUCAACUUGUAUUCAAACACUGUGGUAUAUUGAGAGCUAUUGAUGUUAUGCAAGAUUUAAUCUCAGAAGGAUGCUAUCCUGAUCAGGUGACCUUUAAUUCUCUCCUCAAUUUAAUCUGCAAAGGGGGCAACUUGGAUGACGCCAAAAUCAUUAUGGCUGGUUUUACGACACAUGGUUUAGAACCAAAUGCAAUAACCUAUAACACGAUACUUCACUGCUUCUGUAUGCAAGGACAGUGGGCUGAAGCGGAUGAUAUACUAUUGAUCAUGAAGGAAGCUUCAUUUACACCAACUGUCGUUACAUACAAUAUCUUAAUUAACAGUUUGUGUAAAUACCAGAUCCUUGAUAAAGCGAUUGAUAUCUUGAUUAUGAUGACGAAUGAGGGUUGUUCACCUGAUAUUGUCACUUACAACACUCUUCUUGCAGCAAUGUGUAAACUGGACAUGGUAGAGCAGGCUUUAGAUAUACUUCAUAUUUUGAGGGACCACGGAUUUUCUUUGGUUGUCAUUACAUAUAACACCUUGAUUGAUGGACUGGCAAAGAAGGGGGAGAUUAAGAAAGUGAUGUCUUUGUAUAACGAGAUGAUAGAUGAUGGAAUCACUCCCGAUGACAUAACCUAUGGUUCACUGGUUAUGGGAUUUUGCAAACAAGAUAUGGUCGAUGAAGCAACACUGGUGUUGCAAGAGAUGGUUAAGAGAGGUUGCAGGAUUAGAGGCAGUACUUCUACCCUUUUGAUAUGGUCGUUGUGCAGAAAUGGAAAGCUGGAUACAGCAGUUGAAAUUUUGAGUACUAUGGUAUCAAGAUGUACCAAAUCCAGUAAAACGUUUUACAAGGCACUAGUUAAAAGUGUUGCUGACUCUGGAAUGACUGAGGCAGCUACGCGGAUGUAUAAGAUGUUAAUUGAGCUCAAAGUUCUUGAAGAAGACUGAAUGUAGAGUAGGUUAGAAAUUGUAGGUUCAUUUUGAGUCUAUUGCAUAUCACUCCGUUUACCACUUCUAGACUAGCUACAAUUAUUUCAUUUGAUACUUCUAAUUGAUCUGUUUUUGUCUU
Messenger RNA from Zingiber officinale, 2447 nucleotides. RefSeq names its product pentatricopeptide repeat-containing protein At1g08610-like. Gene Ontology annotation, molecular function: protein binding. Bases 593 to 2326 code for a protein of 577 amino acids. The transcript is spliced from 2 exons. NCBI's taxonomy places the organism in Eukaryota, Viridiplantae, Streptophyta, Magnoliopsida, Zingiberales, Zingiberaceae. The record is from RefSeq and is a predicted model, not a curated record.